Messenger RNA from Rangifer tarandus platyrhynchus (Svalbard reindeer), 1920 nucleotides. The record is from the annotation of a GenBank genome assembly. Lineage: Eukaryota; Metazoa; Chordata; Mammalia; Artiodactyla; Cervidae.
AUGCAGCUCCUCCCGUCUCCCUCCCACAACGGCACCAAGACUGAAAUGGAUGCUAAAAAGCCAAGGAAAGGCAGUUUGACAUCCUUCCCGAUUUUGAAAGCAACAAAGAAACAAAAUCUCACCUCUGUGAAGGUUGAGAGUAAGCCUUUGCUUCAAAUCCAGAAACCACCUACCAAGGUCAAGAACUUCAGGAUGACCCAGUUCUUGAAUAAGAACACUAACACCAGCUUCACUUCGCUGCCUUUCAUGGACACCAAGGGGAAGAAGACCAUGGUGAGCUUCUCACACAUCAGUAGUAAACUCCCACUAAAGCAGCCCUCGCUGUAUCAGGAGAAUCAAGCUCCCCAUCAGAAGUCUUCUGAGCUCAAGCCUUCUGAGACGGUCUUCCCUUUGAACGUGAAAACCCAAGACACCAGAGCAGAGGAGAAGCCGCCAAAGAAGCCCAAACACAAGGUGCCUCUGACAGCGGCAGAGGCCCUAAAGUUUUUUAAGAAGCAGCUGUCUUCUUACGAGCAAAGUGAGAUCCUGGGCUACACAGAGCUGUGGUUCCUGGGUCUGGAAGCCGAGAAGCUCCACAUGGCUCCGGAAAAAUUCAGCAAGACAAGUUUCGAUGAUGAACAUGGCUCCUACAUGAAGGUCCUGCACGACCACAUCGCCUACCGCUAUGAGGUUCUGGAGAUGAUUGGAAAAGGCUCCUUUGGACAGGUGGCCAAGUGCUUGGAUCAUAAAAACAAUGAAUUGGUGGCCUUGAAAAUCAUCAGGAACAAGAAGAGAUUUCACCACCAGGCCCUGGUGGAGCUGAAGAUCCUAGAAGCUCUCAGACGGAAGGACAAAGACAACACCUACAAUGUGGUGCACAUGAAGGACUUCUUCUACUUCCGCAAUCACCUCUGCAUCACCUUUGAACUCCUGGGAAUCAACUUGUAUGAGUUGAUGAAGGACAACAGUUUCCAAGGCUUCAGUCUCACCAUCGUUCGGCGCUUCACCCUCUCUGUCCUGAAGUGUUUGCAGAUGCUCUACAUGGAGAAGAUCAUUCACUGUGACCUCAAGCCCGAGAAUAUAGUGUUGUGCCAGAAAGGCCAAGUCUCUGUUAAAGUCAUUGACUUUGGAUCAAGCUGUUAUGAACACCAGAAAGUCUACACCUAUGUCCAGAGCCGGUUCUACCGAUCCCCAGAGGUGAUCCUGGGCCAUCCAUACAACAUGGCCAUUGACAUGUGGAGCCUGGGCUGCAUCAUGGCCGAGCUGUACACGGGCUACCCACUGUUCCCCGGGGAGAACGAGGUGGAGCAGCUGGCCUGCAUCAUGGAGGUGCUGGGCCUGCCACCAACCCGCUUCAUCCAGACGGCCUCCAGGAGACAGAUGUUCUUUGAUUCCAAAGGUUUCCCUAAAAAUAUAACCAACAACAGGGGGAAAAAGAGAUACCCGGAUUCCAAGGAUCUCACCAUGUUGCUGAAAACCUGUGACACCAGCUUCCUGGACUUUCUCAGAAGGUGUUUGGUCUGGGAGCCCUCUCGUCGCAUGACCCCUGACCAGGCGCUCAGGCAUGCUUGGAUUCAUGAGCCUCGGAACCUCAAAGCUCAGCCCAGGCUUCAGACCUUGAGGAGAACGAGCUUCUGUUUCCCCUCUGAGUCCAGGAAGGACAGAGUUCAAGCACAGCAUCACUUGGGCAAAAAAGAUGUGGUCCUCCAAGUAGAGGCUAAAGACAAAAUCAAAGAUGGCACCACCAAACAGGAUGAGAAUCCAGGCAACCAGCGAGGCUCUGGCCAGCACACAGCCGAGGUGAUCCUUCUGCCUCAUCUGGCAGAAGCUUCUGGAAAGCCAGAGGUGGCUGUUGGGCCAGUGGAGUCCAAGACCUCCGCAGGACAACAGAACAAAAAGUCCUCCCCCAAGAACACAAAUGCUUUACCACCUAUUGUGUGA